ACUGCUGAUCCAAUCACAAGGUGUUCCUGGCACCCACGAGGGCCCGAGUUGGGGCAGGCAGAUCUGGGUUCUGCAGUGGGAAUGCUCAGCGCAGCGCAGCGAGAGAACACGCUCCGGGGCAGACAAGCCUGAGAGAGGCCAAAACGACUUCAAGACAAGCAACAGCCAGCAAAGCUCCUCCCGCGCGCGCUUGCUCUCGGUUACGCUGCCCGGCGCCCGUGUUCUUCUGCCACUGUCCAGCGCUGGGAUGGCAGCCGCCCGCCUCCGGGAUCCACUGUGCGAAGCCCUCUGCUUGCAACUGCUGCUGACCCUCUUGGUCUUCAGUUUUGCUGGUGAAGCCUGCAAAAAGGUGAUAUUUAAAGUACCUUCUAAGAUAGAGGCAGACAAAAUUAUUGGCAGAGUUGAUUUGAAAGAGUGCCUUAGGUCUGCAGACUCCAUCCAGUCAAGUGAUCCUGAUGUCAGAGUUCUUGAUGAUGGGUCAGUGUACACAGCAAGUGCCAUUGUGUUGUCUAAUGAGAAAAGAUCAUUCACCAUAGGACUUUCUGACAGGAAGACACAGACCCAGAAAGAGAUCGAUGUGCUUCUGGAACACCAGAAAAAGGUGUUGAAGAAAAGAAACACUAAAGAAACUGUUCUCAGGAGAGCCAAGAGGAGAUGGGCACCUAUUCCUUGUUCAAUGCAAGAGAAUUCUCUGGGCCCCUUCCCUUUGCUUCUUCAACAAGUUCAGUCUGAUGCAGCACAGAACUAUACCAUCUUCUACUCAAUAAGUGGGCGUGGAGUUGACCAAGAACCUUUAAACUUGUUUUUCAUAGAAAGAGACACUGGAAAUCUGUAUUGCACGCGGCCCGUGGAUCGUGAGGAAUAUGAUGUUUUUGAUCUGAUUGCCUAUGCAUCGACUGCAGAUGGGUAUUCAGCAGAUUUACCUCUUCCACUGCCCAUCAAAGUGGAGGAUGAAAAUGACAACCACCCAAUUUUCACAGAAGCAAUUUAUAAUUUUGAAGUUCCAGAAAGCAGUAGACUUGGUACUACAGUGGGAGUGGUUUGUGCGACAGACAGAGAUGAACCCGACACAAUGCACACACGUCUGAAGUACAGCAUUUUGGAGCAGAAACCGAGGUCACCUGGGCUCUUCUCUGUGCAUCCCAGCUCAGGUGUGAUCACCACAGUUUCUCACUACAUGGACAGAGAGGUUGUAGACAAGUAUACAUUGAUAAUGAAAGUCCAAGACAUGGAUGGUCAAUUUUUUGGAUUGAUCAGCACAUCAACGUGUAUCAUAACAGUAAAAGAUUCAAAUGACAAUGCACCUACUUUCAGACAAAAUGCUUAUGAAGCAUCAAUAGAUGAAAAUGCCUAUAAUGUGGAAAUCUUACGAAUACCCAUAGAAGAUAAGGAUUUAAUUAAUACUGAAAAUUGGAGGGCUAAUUUUACCAUUUUAAAGGGAAAUGAAAAUGGUUACUUCAAAAUCAGCACAGACAAAGCAACUAAUGAAGGUGUCCUUUGUGUUGUAAAGCCACUGAAUUAUGAAGAAAACCAUCAAGUGAUCUUAGAAAUUGGAGUAAACAAUGAAGCUCCGUUUACUAGAGAUGUUGCAACCAGAGUGCCAACCAUGAAUCGAGCUUUGGUUACAGUUCAUGUGAAGGAUCAGGAUGAAGGACCUGAAUGCAGCCCUGCAGCUCAGUAUGUGCGGAUUAAAGAAAACUCAGCAGUGGGGUUAAAGGUCAAUGGCUACAAGGCAUUUGACCCUGAAACGAAAAACAGCAAUGGCUUAAGAUACAAAAAAUUGCAUGAUCCUAAAGAGUGGAUCAGCAUUGAUGAAAUAUCAGGGUUAAUAACAGUUUCAAAAGUCCUGGACAGAGAAGUUAUGACUCCCAGAAAUGAUGUAUAUAAUGUUACAGUCCUGGCAAUAGAUCAAGAUGGCAGAUCAUGUACUGGAACUCUCGCAGUGAACAUUGAAGAUGUGAAUGACAAUGCACCAGCAUUACUUCAAGAUUACAUCGUGCUUUGCAAACCAAAGAUGGCAUACACUGACAUUUCAGCCAUCGAUCCUGAUGAACCUGUCCAUGGAGCUCCGUUUCAUUUCAGUUUGGCAAAUACCUCUCCAGAAAUCAAUAGAAUAUGGACCAUCAACAGAGUUAAUGAUACAGCUGCCCGUCUGUCAUACCGGAAAAAUGCUGAACUUCAAGAAUAUAUCAUUCCUAUUACUGUAAAAGACAGAGCGGGACAAUCUGCAACCAGAAACUUGCGAGUUGAUCUCUGUGACUGUACUCACCCGAGUCAGUGUGCCUCGACUUCAAGGAGUGCAGGAGUCUCACUUGGAAAAUGGGCCAUCCUUGCGAUAUUACUGGGCAUAGCACUACUGUUCUCUGUAUUGCUGACUUUAGUAUGUGGAGUUGUUAGUGCCAGAAAAGGGAAAAGUUUCCCUGAAGAUUUAGCACAGCAGAACUUAAUUAUAUCGAACACAGAAGCACCAGGAGAUGAUAGAGUGUGUUCUGCUAAUGGAUUCACAACCCAGACUGCCAACAACUCCAGCCACGGCUUUUGUGGCACCUUGGGAUCAGGAGUCAGAAAUGGAGGGCAGGAGACCAUUGAAAUGGUGAAAGGACACCAGACCCUGGACUCCUGCCGGGGGGCCGGGCAUCAUCACACGCUGGACUCCUGCAGGGGAGGACACGUCGAGGUGGACAACUGCAGAUACACUUACUCGGAGUGGCAUAGUUUCACUCAGCCCCGACUUGGAGAAAAAUUGCAUGUGUGCAAUCAGAAUGAAGACCACAUGCCAUCACAAGACUAUGUCCUCACAUACAACUACGAAGGAAGGGGAUCUCCAGCUGGUUCUGUGGGUUGCUGCAGCGAAAAACAGGAAGAAGAUGGACUUGACUUUUUAAAUAAUUUGGAACCCAAAUUUCUUACAUUAGCAGAAGCGUGCACAAAGAGAUAAUGUCACAGUGCUACAAGUAGACAUGUCCUUGGGAGGCAUUCUGGAUGUUUCAAAAUUAUAUACAGAUGGUCCUUGACUUACCAAUGGUCUGGCUUCCAAUUGUUUGACUAUAUGAUAAUCUGAAAGCGGUACACAUUCACGGGAAACUGUACUUUGAAAUUUGAAUUUGACCUUUUCCCAGGCUGGUAAUACACUGAUUGACACCCUUGUAAUGCUGUGCAGCAGCAAUGAGCCUCAGCUCCCAGUCAGUCGGGCAAUCAGGAGGGAAAAGAACUGAUGCUCCACAGGGUGUUGUGUUGCUAAGCUACGGUGUUUGGUAAAUUAGGUGUAUCAAAUGCGUUUUUAGCUUAAUAACAUUUUCAGCUUAUGACAGUUUUAUUGGAACAAAAUUCCAUCAUAAGUAGAGGAUCAUCUGUAUAUAUAAUGUAUUUUUUUUUAGAUUUUGAAUUAUACUACUUACCAAGUUUGUAUUUUAGAAGCAAUUUGUUACUUCUCUUUUCCAAGAAAUACAAAAUGAUAAAAUAGACACCUAGCAAAUCUCAUGCUGUAGUGUUGGAAUUAUAGUCUAUAAAGGAUCUACUCUCUAAAGAUAUUUUCUUAAAAAUAUGUUGGGUAAAAAUUAGUUCAGAAAUAGUGAAGCUAUGCCAAUAUCACGUCACUAUAUUCUUGCAUCAAAUAAAAGGCUAAAAGAUAGACAAGAAAUGUUAAAUAUGAAGAAAGUUUUGUGAAAGAAUAAGAGUAAAUUAAAUUAAAAAUUGUGUUGCUCUGAAGAACUGAGAUCAAUCCUCUCCCCAAUCCCACUAUCAAUUUCCUCAUUUGACCUUGGAGGCAAAAUUUGUUGAACUAGCCUAAUUGAAUGGCAAUAGUCUAUAAGAAUAUAGUUUGAAAUUAACAUGUAUGGGUAUGAAAUUAUUAAUCAAUGAAACAUUAAAAAUUAAAUGAAAACAAAAAAGAAAAUGAUGACAACUUAAAAUGAGGCUGGGAUGUGGUUUGUUCCUUAAUUACAAUCUAAGGUUUAAAAAAACAGAGUUUCUUAUGCCUAGUUCUUGCAUACUAUGUGUAUCAGGAUAGAGUUUAUGUCCAUGUGUGUAAUUUGUUUAAACUUGUAAGCAAAUUACACUUCUCCGGAUUCAAUAGAAAGAAAAGAGGGAACCAAGUGAAACAGUAGGUUUGUUUUGCAGUCUUACAAUUUCUGCAUCCACAAAUUAGUAGCAGACAAGGAAAUACCCACCAUAGUCAGGACUCCCUGCUUUCUGGUGGAAGGUUCCAGAAUAGGUAUUUUUCCUGGGACUUAAUACUAAAACCAUUUUUUUAACUUCAUCUCUGCUGAAAUUAAAUCUGUUAUCACCAUUUUUUUCUCUCUGUCCUAUCUAUGAAUAUCUUUUUUUAUUUAGAACCAAGUAGCCAUGUCUUCUAAGUCACAGUUUAGUGGCUACGUGGAGCCGGGAGGCAAAUCCUCCUGAGACCAUCCAGUUGGGAGUGAGUAUCUGUUAACUCAAGCCCACAGACUGUUCAUCAUUCAUGCUGUGUCCUAAUCAGAAACAGAGAACUACAACAUGUUUUCCCGACUCACCAUCCUGUUAUAAAGUGGCACUGGCUUGAUUCAAGAAAAUCCAGGCUUUGAGAGAUAUCUUCUUUUAAUUCUCUGCCAUCACUGUCUCCCAAACCUCCAGGAGACAUUCACUUAAGUGCCCAAUACUCCAGAUUUUCAAUCAUCCUUCAGUGUGAAUUGUGGUUUUUGUAAUCAGUUUGCUGCGUAACAAGAAAUUUUACAUAGAAGAAAUAGGAAUUUCGAAUGCAUGAAAGAGAGAUUGAGUUGUCCUUCGAGAACACAGUGGAGGGCAGGUCCAAGAGAUCAUUUUGGGAAAGCCCAGACCAAGUAGGGUAUUUGGAAAGUCAGUGAGCAGUAGGCCUUUAAGGUCAAGGAGAGGCACCAGCUAAGGCUGGAAGUGGUAGUGAGGGUUGCGUGAUCUGCCUCAGACACUUUUUUGUGCCUAGUCUUGUCUUUUCCUUCCCUUCUGAAGUCAGUGCAGCUGCCAUUUGCUUGUGGAGCAUGGUCUGCCAACCCCUUCUUCGUGUCUCUCCUUGUUUGGAUGUGGUAUAGGGGAGAGGGUGGACUGCGUGUUGAGUCUGAGGCAUUCAGGAUGGGUCUGAACUGGUUGUGGAGAACAAAGCAGGCAUUCAUGAGGAAGGCUUGAUUCUCCCUGCAGCCCUCUGGCACAAAGAGGUCUUCCCCUAAAAGUGUAUCUGAACUUCUGAUUUGAUUUUCCAUUUUCUGUUUUCUCAUUUACCACUGAAAUCUAGGGGUUUUUAAGACUUAGAUUUUUGAUACAGUCAUUUUCCAAAGCUUCUAAUUUUAAUGUAAUCAUUUUAACAUGUAGAAUUCUUCUUUUCUUCUAUGUGUAAGGUGAAAAUUAUGCUAUUUUCAUGUGUAAGGAAAUAAUUUUUUUUAAAAAAAAUUUCCAUUUUUUUCCUUGGGUGUUUUAAAAUGUAAAUACACAGUUUUUUUUUUUUCUUCUUACAUUUAUAAGGAAACAGUUAACUGUCUAAAGUGCAAUGGGGUUUAUUUUGCAAUGUCUUAAAUAGAGCUUUAAUUUUGUCAUUAAAAGAAGUACUUUGCUUUAAAGAAACUUGGCAGGCUAAAAUAAGCAAAGAUUGGAUGUGUGAAUAGUAUUUACAGACAUACAAUGUAAUAAAACAGUGCUAACAUGG
Molecule: messenger RNA, 5650 nt
Organism: Sciurus carolinensis (gray squirrel)
Lineage: Eukaryota; Metazoa; Chordata; Mammalia; Rodentia; Sciuridae
Gene: Dsc3
Product: desmocollin 3
Exons: 17
Coding region: 248-2938 (896 amino acids)
Biological process (GO): homophilic cell-cell adhesion
Cellular component (GO): desmosome; plasma membrane
Molecular function (GO): calcium ion binding; gamma-catenin binding
Source: RefSeq, a predicted model, not a curated record